Messenger RNA from Effrenium voratum, 2471 nucleotides. Lineage: Eukaryota; Dinophyceae; Suessiales; Symbiodiniaceae. The record is from the annotation of a GenBank genome assembly.
AGAUAGCGCAGAUAGCGCACCUAGCGCACGCCUCGCAUGAGUGUGAACCUCGAUGUGGAGUGCGGCCAUACCAGAGAAGGCGAUCAAGUCUACCUGGUGGGCUCAGGCCCCUUGGGGGGAUGGGACCCAUCGAAAGCGCUGAGCCUGGAGACGGGCCCGCAGCUCUUCCCCAGGUGGAAAGGUCAGCUGGAUACAACUCCAGAGGGCACAGAGUGCAAGUUGAUCAUUCGCAGAAAAGAGGGGCACAUCGAUUGGGAGCCCGGGGCGAAUCGGAGCUUUCCGAGCCUCUCCUCCCCUUCGAAGCUGUGCAUGGCCUUUGGAAAGCCUGGCAUGGACCUGGUGCCGAUGGGUGGCUAUGAGGCAGCGCCCGGACCGGCGAUGGAGUCAACACUCUCCAUUGGUGAGAUGGAGAUGAGCAGGGCCAACACCCGCAAAGACUUUCGCCAGCGCUUGAUUGACAUGGAGUUCUCCACGAACAUUGAGGAGAGAUACGAGAUCGACAAGGUGAAGCUGGGCGAGGGCGGCUUUGGCACUGUAAGGCGGGCCCGCGACAAGGAGACGGGGGCACGACGAGCGGUCAAGUUCAUCGUGAAGUCCGGCGUGGCGAAUGUUGACCAUCUCCGCCGCGAGAUCCAGAUCACGCAGAAGAUGGAUCAUCCCAACAUCGUCCGGCUCUUUGCGGUGUAUGAGGACCGUUGCAACCUUUACUUGGUCAUGGAGCUUUGCGAGGGCGGGGAGCUCUUUGAUCGCUUGGUGGAGGAGAAGUACCUCACAGAGCCCAUCGUUCGGAAGGUGAUGAAGCAGGUGUUUUCGUCCAUCUCCUACUGCCACGGCAAGGAUGUCGUUCAUCGAGAUCUCAAGCCGGAGAACUAUAUCCUCCUGGACAGGGGCAAGGGUGUGGACGCGACCCCCUUGAAGCUCAUCGACUUCGGCCUGGCGCAGCGCUGCCGGGACGGGCAGCAGCUCAAGUCCGCGGUAGGCACCGCCUUCUACGUGGCGCCCGAGGUCAUGGCGGGGAAGUACGCCAAGGAAGUGGACGUUUGGGGCUGCGGUGUGCUGAUGUACUGCUUGCAUUGCGGUAGCCCUCCCUUCUACGGCCGAACUGAUGUGGAUGUCCUGCGGAAGGUGAAAAAAGGCCAGUACAGCCUGGAUGGGCCGAUUUGGGAGCCCGUGUCCAAGGCUGCGAAGGACCUCAUCUCGCGUUGCCUGGAGAUGGACCCCUCCAAACGGAUCUCGGCCCUCGACGCGCUGAAGCACCGCUGGUUUGCAGCUGGAAAGCCCGAGAGCCUGGUGAAGCUGCAAGCGGAUGUGCUCUCAAACCUCCGGGGCUUCAGCGUGGCGAACCGCUUCAAGAAGGCCGCGUUGACAGCCGUGGCAUAUCAGCUGACAGCAGAGGAGCAGCGCGAGCUACGGGAGGCCUUCAUGAAGCUAGAUGCCAACGGGGACGGCUACCUCAGUUUUCAGGAGAUCAAGACAGGUCUGGAGCAGCACAUUCUCGACGGCCGCAUCCCCAACUUGGCUCAGAUUCUGGAAGGCAUCGACACGGAUAACGAUGGCAAGAUCGAGUAUACUGAGUUCAUCGCAGCCGCCAUGGACCAGCGGUUGCAGAUGAACGAAGCUGUUUGUUGGCGAGCCUUCAAAAGUUUUGACAAGGACGGGGAUGGUACCAUCACCCUGGAGGAGCUGCGGAAGGUGCUGCAUGAUGAUGAGCUGCAGAGCCAAGUGCCGGCCACCCGCAGCGCCAGUUCCAUCUUCAUGGAGAUGGACAGCAACAAAGACGGGAGCAUUUCUUUCGAGGACAAGUUGCAUGAGGCCCCUGGCGAUCUGGUGCACAUAUCCAACUCAAAAAUGAAAUGCAGUUGCAUCCGGAAGUGGUAUUGCAGAUGGGCCAUGCUGUUGCCAUGCGAAAAGUGGGAGGCAAAUCAGCACCAUGCUCAGAGGAGUUCAUGGAUAUGCUGCACGGCCAAGCUUUGCCACAGAGGCGCGGUCAAUCCGCGAAGCUGGAAACAACAAUCAACAAAAUUGAUGUCGCCGAGCAAGAUCGGACCAAGUCGGCAAUGUUCUGAGCAGUUUUCUGGUGGCCAUGCUGCGGUCUUACCUGCGCUUUGCGACGAGCUAGCCAGAUCAGAUGAUAAGUUAAUUCCUCCUGUCCAGCACGGCUAAAGGCCGAGCAGGUACAGUGAUUUAGCGCACCAGCCACAGUCUCUAUUACAUUUACCCUUGUUGACUCACUGCAGAGAUUGAUUCAUGUUGAUAUUUAGACAACUGACAAUGUUGCGUGUCCGUGGUUGGGGUUGGCCAUGCUCGGAGCUCGACCACGGACCCAAUUUUCCCGCUUGCCGUUCGGCACGCCAUGGAAGGCUUUAUGGGAAGCGUGACACUGGAAUGCCACGCCAUUCUGAAAGCGUCAGUCGAACUGUUUGAAUGAUUUGACCGUGACUGGCCGCAGCUGCUUGCUUCAUUCCCGUGUC